AUGGUACAGCUACAUAAUCGAACUGAUGUAGCGAAAUUAGCAUUUGAUGAAGCUGUUGCUGAACUUGAUCGACAAAAAGCAGAAAAUGAUAGACGCUAUCAAAUAAAAUAUGAAAAAUUAAGGGAAGAACGACGACAAUGGGAUGAAGAACAAGCAGCAAUGGAAAGAUUAGUAGCGACAGCAAGUAGUAUUGUUCAUUUAAAUGUUGGUGGUGAAAGAAUAAGUACCACAAGAAGUACAUUGACUGCUGCUGAAGGAUCCUUACUAGCUGCGAUGUUUUCAGGCAGAAUGGAUCAUAAAUUGUCAAAGGAUACAAGUGGAUGCAUAUUUCUCGAUUAUGAUCCAGUUUUAUUUAAAUGCCUUUUAAAUCAACUUCGUACUUGGACCGAUCCAAGUGUAAGACGUGCUAUUCGUCCACUAGCGGGUUCUGAACAAGCAUUUUUCGAUUUACUUUAUUUAUUAAAAAUUGAUGAACGAUUUAUUGAUCGUGAUAGAAGUGCUAUUACAGGAAGUACCGCUAUUGGUUCUCCUACUAUGUGGCAACCAGAAACAUCAUCUAAAGGACGACAAUCGGAUCAAGCGCUACGCUUUUGGACAACGAAUACUUCUGAUGUACAAUUGAGUGAUGAUGAUCACAGAUGUGAAAAGAUUAGUCAUGAUGUUUAUCAAUGUGUAUUUGGUACACAGACUUAUUCGAAUGGUAUUCAUAGAAUUCGUUUAAAAUUAGAAGAAGGCACUACUAAUGUUUUCAUGGGUAUUUGUUCGUAUAGUAAAACAGUAGCAGGUCAAGUAUAUUAUAAUACACCUUCUGUACAUGGAUGGUUCGUACAUGGUUAUAUUGUAAUAAAUGGUCGAGAUCCUCAACCAGGAUGGUCUCAAGUCAAUGAAAAUGAUAUUGUAGAAAUAACAAUCAAUUGUGAACGACAAACAUUACGUAUUUAUAAUGAAAGAAGUGGAGCAAAAAGUUCUAUGGAAGUUAACAGUUAUGAAGCACCUUUACCAUGGUGUCUUCUUGUUCUUUUUAAUUUAAAACAUAGUCGAGUGUCUAUCGUAUAA
Molecule: messenger RNA, 1056 nt
Organism: Adineta steineri
Lineage: Eukaryota; Metazoa; Rotifera; Eurotatoria; Adinetida; Adinetidae
Source: the annotation of a GenBank genome assembly